AUGUGGGUCAACUCCUCGCAGCUGGCCCACACGGUGGCGCUGUCCCCGCGGUACAACGUGCCCGCGCUCCUGCUCGGGAUCGUGCUCAUCGUGCUCGUCACCGGGGGAAACGUGCUCGUGUGUCUGAGCGUGCACGUGGAGAAGGCGCUGAAAACCACCACCAACUAUUUCAUCGUCAGCUUAGCGGCUGCAGAUCUGAUGCUGGCGCUGAUGGUUCUACCGCUGUUCGUCUACUCCGAGUUUCAGGGUGGAGUUUGGACCUUGAACAUGCUGCUAUGUGACGGCCUGAUGACCAUGGAUGUGUUGCUGUGCACAGCUUCCAUCUUCAACCUGUGUGCCAUCAGUGUGGACAGGUUCAUCGCCGUGUCCGUCCCUCUGAACUACAACCGUCAGCACGUGGACCGGCGCCAGCUGGUCCUGCUGGCGGCCACGUGGCUGCUGGCGCUGGCCGUGGCCUCGCCCGUCCUCUUCGGCAUCAACAGCGUGCCGGACCGCGACCCCGGCGAGUGCAAGCUGGAGGACAACAACUACAUCGUGUACUCCUCCGUCUGCUCCUUCUUCCUGCCCUGCCCCAUCAUGCUGCUGCUCUACUUCGGGGUUUUCCGCGGGCUGCAGCAGUGGGAGGUGGCUCGUCGAUCCAGACUCCGCAGCAGCAUCGACGCCUGCCGCAAGCUGCAGCACGCCGCCGCCGCCCCCCCCCCGCUGCCGGGCACCAUCCCCGGGCCUCUGCCCAUGCCUCUGCCCAGGAUCAUCGAGAGGGACCUGGCCCAGUCUCGGCUGGAGGAAUCGGACGACUGCACCAAGCAGGAGCUUCCGUAUCCUCGGCAGUACAGAGAGAACUCGGUCCCCACGGUGACCUUCAGCCAGCUGCAGCGGAGGAGGAGGAGAGAGAAGAUCAACAGCAGGGAGAGGAAGGCCAUGAGGGUGCUGCCGGUCGUCGUAGGUUGCUUCCUGUUCUGCUGGACGCCGUUCUUCGUCGUCCACACAACACGAGCUUUGUGUUUGACCUGCGCCAUCCCCCCCGGUCUGAUGAGCACCGUCACCUGGCUGGGCUACGUCAACAGUGCCCUCAACCCCAUCAUCUACACCGUCUUCAACACCGAGUUCAAGAAGUUCUUCAAGAAAUGUUUCCGCAGCUGCUGCUGUCUGCAGCUUUCCCUGAGGCGCUGA
Messenger RNA from Limanda limanda (common dab), 1170 nucleotides. It is a transcript of the gene drd4b, whose product is annotated as dopamine receptor D4b. NCBI's taxonomy places the organism in Eukaryota, Metazoa, Chordata, Actinopteri, Pleuronectiformes, Pleuronectidae. The transcript is spliced from 4 exons. Gene Ontology annotation, biological process: adenylate cyclase-activating adrenergic receptor signaling pathway; adenylate cyclase-inhibiting dopamine receptor signaling pathway. Gene Ontology annotation, cellular component: plasma membrane. Gene Ontology annotation, molecular function: G protein-coupled receptor activity; dopamine neurotransmitter receptor activity, coupled via Gi/Go. The record is from RefSeq and is a predicted model, not a curated record. Bases 1 to 1170 code for a protein of 389 amino acids.